CCUCGGCGUUGCUCUGUGUGAUCAGCUUUGCAUCGCCACUGUUGCGGAAUAAUUUGUUGCCUUCCAUAGCUCCCUUGCACCCCUCCGCUUCAUCGUCGCGUUGCACCAGUGCUGAAGAGAAUUAUGGACGCGGAAGAGAAUUAGAACUUGUUAUGACUGAUACUAUGGAUGGAGAUACUUUGAGCGAGAGAGAGAGAGUAGUGAUGGACUUUUCGGUGCCUGCAAUCUUACAUAUCGCAUAGACAACGCAUGGCUUGCAGAGAGAUGGCGAGGAAGGCGUGGCCAGGAAGUACCAGAACACUCCAUGGAGACUGCAUUGUUGAAGAAGUGCUGGCAGUGGAGAGGCACAAGGAAUGGAGAGAGAGAGAGAGAGAGAGAGAGAGAUGGCAAGGGGAGGUGCAAAAAGGAAAAGAGAAGUGGUUAGUUCCUUGCAGGAGCGGGAAGAGUCGAUGAUGCGGAGACGAUGUUGUUCGGAAUUGACGGACGUCGCAACCGAGCGGGUUUAGUUCCGGGUUUCGAAUUAUAUCUACGGUCAGGGGGCAUGAGGCGAAGAGACAGGCUAUGAAGCAUUUGAGGGUGACAAAGGGAGCGAUUUGGGGAUGUGAGAGUGCAGUGCGUGCGGAGCGCCAUGUCCAGGCUGAUCUUCCUCGAAUCCCUUUCGGAGCCCUUCUGCUGCAGCAACCUUGGGCAUCGACAAAUAUCUCCCUUAUUCCAACGGAAGCACAAUGCACAGAACAUCCUCUCCCUUAUUCAAAUUCCCAUGGCGAAGCUUUGUCUAUGAAAGCAUGUGGAAAUUAUUUUAAAAAUAUGUAGAGGAAGCAUCAACAUGUGCCGACUGGACCACAGCCCUGUGAUCAAGAACAUGAUCAAGAUUUGCACUCCCAGCAGUUUAACUAACAAAUAUCGUAUGCUAGCAAAGAAAGGCGAAGGCACAUUUUCAGAGGUGUUAAAAGCUCAAUGUAUCAAGACAAGCAAAUAUGUUGCCAUCAAGUGUAUGAAAAGCAACUUCAACAGUAUAGACCAGGUGACCAGCUUACGGGAGAUUCAGGCAUUGCAGAGGCUCUCUCCUCAUCCCAAUGUUGUCAAACUUCUCGAAGUCCUUUACGACCAGCCAACAGGGAGACUCGCUCUGGUGUUCGAGCUUAUGGACAUGAACAUAUACGAGCUCAUUCGAGGACGACGCAAUUAUGUGGCCGAAGAUCGGAUAAAAAGUUACAUGUAUCAGCUAAUGAAAGCGAUGGAUCAUAUGCACAGGAAUGGCAUAUUUCACCGGGACAUAAAACCAGAAAAUAUACUUAUCAUGGAAGAAGUGCUCAAGCUUGCGGACUUCGGAAGUUGUCGCGGGGUGUAUUCAAAGCAGCCUUACACGGAGUACAUCUCCACACGUUGGUACCGAGCACCAGAAUGCUUGCUGACGGACGGAUAUUAUAACUAUAAGAUGGACAUGUGGGGUGUGGGAUGCGUCUUCUUUGAGAUUGUCAGCCUCUUCCCCCUCUUCCCAGGCAACAACGAGUUAGAUCAGAUCCAGAAGAUACACAAGAUACUCGGGACACCACCGCAGCAGUUGCUGGAGAAGAUGAAAAGGAGGUCACAACAUGCGGAUUUUAAGUUCUCUCAGCAGGAUGGGACAGGCAUCGCUCGGCUGGUCCCACAUGCCUCAGCUUCAUGCGUGGAUCUCCUCACCAAGCUGCUGGCAUACAAUCCUGACGACCGAUUGUCUGCCAGGCAAGCACUAAGGCACAUCUACUUUAAAGACUUACGAGAAAAAGACAAGUUACAACAAGCAUUCCACAACGCAAAUCGCAAUCAUAGCGUACGCCCAUCCCCUCGGGUGGUGCCUCACGAGAAUACAAAGCAGCGAGACAUAGUGAAGGUUAGUAUCAACGAAAGGGUUCCCAACAACCAAAGUCUGAGCUCUAGCAGUUCUCCACAGUCCAUGGCCAGUGUCUUGCAGCUCCCAAACAUGAGCAGCACCUCCAAGUCUGCCAAGGAGGAUGAGAGGGAUAUAUUUCAAGAGGGAGACUCGACCCCUCUCUCCAAUUUUGCAGACAUGCAUAGUCCGGCCACAUACACCUCAGGAUCAGCAGUUUCCAAUUAUGUGGCUCCUGAAGUAGGUCCUACACAAAGAGACAACUCUGAGGAGGCUUGCAUGGAGUUUGGCCAUGCUUUACCACCCAUCAAAAGCAGCUACAACAAUCCUACGCUUUCUCCGAAACUGCUUGGUCAAAACAAUGGCAGCUCCAAUUUCAAGAACAAUCAGCGACUGCAGACUCCAAAGGCAUACUGUCAAAAAUCUACUAAAAGUUUGAAAGGGGCAAAGAGCCAUCGAGCACUUCCCGAGCUCUCACCGAAGAGUACAGUAGGUACCUACAAGCCUGGCGAACCACCUCCCUACAAGAAGCGGGCAAAUAACAGCAAGUAUUUGAGCCCUUACUCUCAGAGAUAUAAAAGCAGCCAUCUGCCUUGAGCUUCCUCCUUCCAUGUUUAUAUUUCCCUGCAGCUUUAUGAGAUUAUUGCUUGCAAAGCAAAGAGAGCCUAAUUCAUUUCAGAAUUAAGUCUGAAAUAGUUUCGUGGUUUACAUUUGAAGUACAUGGUCACACACUACUUUGUAUCUGUACUGAAAUUACCACUUACCAUCAGGGGGAGCCUGUCCUAACCUAACCAAAACCUAAUUUUAAGCCAAGAUCUGUUCACCAAAUACCUGAUAUUUGGAAACUCUUAAAUCAUGUUCUGAUGCCAUGGUUUACACAAUGUCUACAUGUUUUCAACAUGUUUCCUUCAGUAUAUGAAGCAUCUAUUUUUGGGUGAUUGAGUAAACAUUGUCAUGAUGAAGACUGACAAGUCUCAAGUUGUUCUUGACACCAAUGAGCAUGGAAAUUUACUGAUCAGAUCAAAGGAGCUCGUGGACUUGCAAUCAGGAAGUAGAGAAGACUCUAAGCAGGUCAGACUCAGAGGAGGUGGAGAGCCCCAGACCAGCAAGAACAAAGGCCUUGAGUUCCCCCAGUGCAAAAACUCCACAACUUACUUCAGCUU
Physcomitrium patens is the source of this 3033-nucleotide messenger RNA. The record is from RefSeq and is a predicted model, not a curated record. NCBI's taxonomy places the organism in Eukaryota, Viridiplantae, Streptophyta, Bryopsida, Funariales, Funariaceae.